AUGGCUCCUCAUAUUACUAAUACUCUUGCUAACAACACUAACUCUCUUGUGAAGCAAGGAAGCAUAUCAAGUUGUGCAUAUGUUACGUUUUUGGCUGGUGAUGGAGACUACUGGAAAGGUGUUGUGGGGUUAGCCAAGGGGUUGAGGAAGGCCCAAAGCAAGUAUCCACUUGUGGUGGCUAUCUUGCCUGAUGUUCCUGAGGAUCAUCGCAAGAUUCUUGUUUCUCAAGGGUGCAUUGUGAGGGAGAUAGAGCCUGUUCAUCCUCCUGAGAAUCAGGACACUCAAUUUGCUAUGGCUUAUUAUGUCAUCAACUACUCCAAGCUUCGUAUCUGGGAGUUUGUGGAGUACAGCAAGAUGAUAUAUUUGGACGGUGACAUCCAAGUAUUUAAUAACAUAGACCACCUCUUCGACAUGCCUGGUGGCUACUUCUACGCUGUGAUGGACUGUUUCUGUGAGAAAACAUGGAGCAAUAGCCCACAGUACAAGAUUGGUUACUGCCAACAGUGUCCUGAUAAGGUGAAAUGGCCUGCUGAGAUGGGUGCUAAGCCUCCUCUUUAUUUCAAUGCUGGCAUGUUUGUUUAUGAGCCAAAUCUAUCCACAUAUCAUGACCUCUUGGAGACCCUCAAAGUCACCCCUCCUACCCUCUUUGCUGAGCAGGAUUUCCUGAAUAUGUUUUUCAGGGAUGUUUACAAGCCAAUUCCUUCAGAUUACAACCUUGUAUUGGCCAUGUUAUGGCGCCAUCCUGAGAACAUUAACCUCGACAAAGUCAAAGUUGUUCACUAUUGUGCUGCUGGGUCUAAGCCAUGGAGGUACACAGGAAAAGAAGAGAACAUGGACAGGGAAGACAUCAAGAUGUUGGUCCAGAACUGGUGGGACAUUUACAAUGACGAGUCCUUGGAUUACAAGAACCCUGUGGUUGCUUCUGCUGGAUCUGAUCUGCAACAACUCUUGGCGGCGCUGCACGAGGCUGGUGUUGCUCACUACUUUACAGCCCCAUCUGCUGCUUAUUUGUUGAUUGUUGAUAUCCCCUAUAUUUUCAAGUGGGAUAUUGUUAUUUUGAAUUUGCUUGUCACUUUGGGAGGACCUUUUAUCCCUCCUCUAGGGUCUUGGAGGUACACAGGAAAAGAAGAGAACAAGGACAGGGAAGACAUCAAGAUGUUGGUUCAGAAAUGGAGGGACAUUUACAACGACGAGUGCUUGGAUUACAAGAACACUGUGGUUGCUUCUACUGGAUCUGAUCUGCAACAACUCUUGGCGGCGCUGCACGAGGCUGGUGUUGCUCACUACUUCACCGCCCCAUCUGCUGCUUAG
Molecule: messenger RNA, 1311 nt
Organism: Dovyalis caffra
Lineage: Eukaryota; Viridiplantae; Streptophyta; Magnoliopsida; Malpighiales; Salicaceae
Source: the annotation of a GenBank genome assembly